Molecule: messenger RNA, 309 nt
Organism: Pelobates cultripes (western spadefoot toad)
Lineage: Eukaryota; Metazoa; Chordata; Amphibia; Anura; Pelobatidae
Source: the annotation of a GenBank genome assembly
AUGCGGUAUAGAAAUGAUCUGAUAAAAUUUAAGAAGCAAAAACUUGAAAAGGUCAAUUAUGAUUACACGCAUCAUCAAGUAUACCACUGGUUAAGUGGUGGAGAGAGACGGAGACCUCAAUUUCUACGUCAGAAAACCAAGAUUAGGAAGCCACAAUUCAUGUCUAUUGACACAAGUUCUGCAGAAUCCAUGUCUGAAGCUGAGAGCACAGAUGCUGUGAAACGAUCUGGAACACAGAUGAGAUAUGAUUCUUCACAACAUUUUUUAGGUGGGGGACAACAUCCCAACGACCCACCAUCAUCAACACCG